Messenger RNA from Capsella rubella, 2163 nucleotides. RefSeq names its product FACT complex subunit SSRP1. Lineage: Eukaryota; Viridiplantae; Streptophyta; Magnoliopsida; Brassicales; Brassicaceae. The record is from RefSeq and is a predicted model, not a curated record. The transcript is spliced from 16 exons. Bases 75 to 2018 code for a protein of 647 amino acids. Gene Ontology annotation, cellular component: FACT complex; nucleus. Gene Ontology annotation, molecular function: DNA binding; nucleosome binding; histone binding.
CAUUCUGUAAAAAAAAAAACACACACUCUCUUCUCUCUCUCUCGCUCUCGCUCGUCUCCUCUUCAUCGGAGACCAUGACGGACGGCCACUCCUUCAAUAACAUCUCUCUCAGCGGCCGCGGCGGAACGAACCCUGGACUUCUUAAGAUAAACUCUGGAGGUAUUCAAUGGAAGAAGCAAGGUGGUGGGAAAGCUGUGGAAGUUGAUAAAUCUGAUGUUGUUGGUGUUAGUUGGAUGAAAGUUCCAAAGAAUAAUAAUCAAUUGGGAGUCAAAACCAAAGAUGGGUUAGACUAUAAGUUCAUUGGGUUUCGAGAUCAGGAUGUUGCAAGUCUGACCAGCUUUUUCCAGAGUAGUUAUGGUAAAACACCACAAGAGAAACAGUUGUCUAUUAGUGGUCGAAAUUGGGGAGAGGUUGAUUUGAAUGGGAAUACAUUAACCUUUUCGGUUGGUUCGAAGCAAGCUUUUGAAGUAUCCUUAGCUGAUGUUUCGCAGACUCAGCUUCAAGGAAAAAAUGAUGUCAUAUUGGAGUUCCAUGUUGAUGAUACCGCUGGUGCUAAUGAGAAAGACUCGUUGAUGGAGAUAGGUUUUCAUAUUCCUAACUCCAACACCCAGUUUGUUGGUGAUGAAAACCGUCCGCCUGCUCAAGUUUUUAAUGACGAAAUCAAGUUAAUGGCUGAUGUUGUUGCUGGAGCUGAGGAGGCAGUUGUCACAUUCGAGAGUAUUGCAAUCCUCACACCCAGGGGUCGGUACAGUGUGGAACUUCACCUUUCUUUCUUACGUCUGCUAGGACAAGCUAAUGACUUUAAAAUCCAAUACAGUAGUGUUGUCCGAUUGUUCUUGCUUCCUAAGUCAAAUCAACCACACACCUUUGUUGUUAUCUCUCUAGACCCACCAAUCCGGAAAGGUCAGACAAUGUACCCCCACAUUGUGAUGCAGUUUGAGACUGACACCGUCGUCGAAAGUGAACUGUCAAUUAGUGAUGAUCUUAUGAAUACAAAGUUCAAGGACAAGCUGGAGCGAUCAUAUAAGGGUCUCAUUCAUGAAGUAUUCACCACCGUGUUGCGUUGGUUGUCUGGUGCAAAGAUCACUAAACCAGGGAAGUUCCGCAGUGCCCAAGAUGGGUUUGCAGUGAAAUCAUCUCUGAAGGCAGAAGAUGGUGUUCUUUAUCCACUUGAGAAGGGCUUUUUCUUUUUACCUAAACCUCCAACGCUUAUACUUCAUGAUGAGAUUGACUAUGUAGAGUUUGAAAGGCAUGCUGCUGGUGGUGCUAACAUGCAUUACUUCGAUCUUCUCAUAAAACUGAAAACUGAUCAUGAACAUCUGUUCCGAAACAUUCAAAGGAAUGAGUAUCACAAUCUCUAUUCCUUCAUAAGCUCCAAAGGUUUGAAGAUUAUGAACCUUGGAGGUGCGGGAAGUGCAGACGGUGUUGCUGCUGUUCUUGGGGAUAAUGAUGAUGAUGAUGCUGUUGACCCUCAUCUUGAGCGUAUCAGGAACCAAGCUGCUGAUGAGAGUGAUGAGGAGGACGAAGACUUUGUUAUGGGUGAGGAUGAUGACGGUGGUUCACCAACUGAUGAUUCUGGCGAGGACGACUCUGAUGCUAGUGAAGGCGGUGGAGGAGAGAAAGAGAAAUCUAUCAAGAAGGAACCCAAGAGAGAAGCUCCAUCAUCUUCUAAAGGAUUGCCUCCUAAGAAGAAAGUGUUAGCCACAGAAGAAGGCAGUAGUAAGAAGAAGAAGCAAAAAAAGAAGAAAGAUCCCAACGCACCAAAAAGAGCAAUGUCUGGUUUCAUGUUCUUCUCUCAAAUGGAAAGAGACAACAUAAAGAAGGAACACCCAGGAAUAGCAUUUGGAGAGGUAGGGAAGGUUCUUGGAGAUAAGUGGCGUCAAAUGUCAGCCGAGGAAAAAGAGCCGUAUGAAGCCAAAGCGCAAGUCGACAAGCAGCGAUACAAGGAUGAGAUAAGUGAUUACAAGAACCCUCCACCGAUGAACGUGGACUCAGGAAACGAGUCUGACAGUCACUAAACUUGGAUACCCCAAGAUUCUCUAGUAGUUAGUAUCUUAGAUUUUAUGCGGCAUCUCCUCAAAUGUAGCGAAUUACGACAAGGAUACUUCGGGGUACUUAUCAUUAGCUGCUUUGAGUUAACUAGAAUACUUCUGAUUACAAUGA